AUGUGCUCGACGACAAAGGAUCAGAAAAUGAGUGUGAUGAGAAGAACGAGAAGAAGAGGAGGAAGAAGGAUAAAGCCUCGGUCACGUGGGUGUGUUGCUCGAAGAAGCUGUAACAAUGGCGGAGGCACGUGUUCGAAGGUCGCGGACAAGUUGGAAGCGUUGAAGAAUCUCAUUCCUACCCACGAAGAGGAGACAGUUAAACCCGAACAAUUGUUCCAGCAAACGGCUGAUUACAUCGUCCUUUUGAGGACCCAGGUCGUGAUUUUGCAGAAACUGGUCGAUUUUUAUGGAUCCGGCGAAGCAGAAAACACUGUAUCAUAG
Molecule: messenger RNA, 321 nt
Organism: Cannabis sativa
Lineage: Eukaryota; Viridiplantae; Streptophyta; Magnoliopsida; Rosales; Cannabaceae
Exons: 1
Coding region: 1-321 (106 amino acids)
Biological process (GO): regulation of DNA-templated transcription
Source: RefSeq, a predicted model, not a curated record